CUACAUCCCCUCACUGGAAAAUCAUAAUGACAAUAUAGAUAAGAGGUUGACUAGCUACAGCCAGCUUUCUUCAAGUAUCAUCACAGCUUUCCAGGACGGGUUGAAGUAGUCUCCUAUUCUGAAAGAAGCGAAGAGAGCAAAUCAUUUACAUGGAGCAAAUAGUCAGCAAUAACUGUAAAUUUGAUGAUGAGAGUUUCAAUCAGUGUAGCGAAGUGCUGGAGCAUGCUCAAGUUCGACCUCAAAAAGAGAUGAAAUUCACCGGGCAAGGAUGAGUCCUGUAGUUGUCGUGGCCAUCAGGAGACAGAAAUGAAUCCAAUGAGUGAGGAGACUAAGGAUCAUGUUCGGUACCGGAAAUUCUACAAGGCUUUACAAGAAAAUGACUGGGAAAGUGUAGAUGAUUACAUAACCCAAAAUCCCGAUGCCUUGACCGCAAUUAUUAAAGUUCAUUGGCAGGAGACAAUUUUUCACAUAAUUACUAGAAAACUAGGCACACCCUUGUGGCUUAUCAAGAGGCUUGUAUCAAAGAUUCCUCCAGAGCGUCUAGAACAACUGACAGAUCGGUAUGGUGGAACGGCUUUAUUCUGCGCAGCUUCGUUUAGAAAUACGCAGGCUGCAAAAGCCUUUGUGGGUAGCAACAAGAAUUUGCCGAAUGUUCCCAACUUCAAGGGCUAUCUUCCGAUUCAUCGAGCAGCUGCAUGUGGGCACAAGGAGAUGAUUCAAUAUCUGCUCGAAGUAACAACUGCUCCCUUGAAUGACGAAAAAGGCGUUCCACUGUUUAAAAGUUUGAUUAGUUCUGGUCUCUAUGGUUCAGCUUAUGACUUAUUGAAGAAAUAUCCAGGCUUAAUAUCUAAAACCAAGGACAGAGGAAGUAUAUUAGAAGUGCUGGCUAAUAAGCCGCUGGCAUUUCAAAGUGGGAGUCGGUUUGGAUAUUGGCGACGGUUGAUCUAUAAUCGGAUUCCUCUGCCAGAAAAACACAUUCGUUACCCUGAAAAUGGACAUGGAGAUGAGGAGAAUCAAAUUAAGGGUUCAAAGAAGUGUAAAAAAUUCACUUGUUUUGGAUCUAUUUGUCGACAAAUCUUCACUGCAUUUGGUGCUUCGGGCAAUAGAUUACACAUUAUGCUCUGGAAUGCCCUCGCCGACUUAGUUCCAGGCGUUAAAAACAUUCGCGAUACAAAGUUAAUGCACAUGCAAACCCUUGAAAUAGUUCGAAUGAUGUGUCAUGAUGGAGUUAUUUGGAGUAAGGAAGAAGCCUGUCAGUCAUUAUGCGACCCAAUUCUUACAGCCGCUAGCUUGGGGAUUUGUGAGAUUGUCCGUGAAAUUCUCAAGGCCUAUUUCUAUUCUUACGCUUUUAAGAAUGCAAGCGGACAUGCUUCAUCUUGCAAUUUUACAUCGCCAAGAAAAUGUUUUUAGUCUAGUAAAAAAAAUGGACUCUUUUUUAUGGGAGUGGAAAGCGGCCCCCAAGCAUGAACAAGGCCACAACGUUUUGCAUUUAACUGCAGAGUUAGUAAUAUCAAGUCAAGUCUCUGGUGCAGCAUUGCAAAUGCAAAGAGAGUUACAAUGGUUCACGGCAGUGGAAAGAUAUGUCCAUCCAUCACUUCAAGAACAACGAAAUGAAGAUGGUAAAACUCCUAGAGAGGUGUUUACUAAACAACACGAGGGAUUAGUGGAGAAAGGUGAAAAAUGGAUGAAGGACAC
This is a messenger RNA of Mangifera indica (mango), 1695 nucleotides long. RefSeq names its product ankyrin repeat-containing protein NPR4-like. NCBI's taxonomy places the organism in Eukaryota, Viridiplantae, Streptophyta, Magnoliopsida, Sapindales, Anacardiaceae. The record is from RefSeq and is a predicted model, not a curated record. The transcript is spliced from 7 exons. Bases 307 to 1410 code for a protein of 367 amino acids. Gene Ontology annotation, molecular function: protein binding.